This is a messenger RNA of Eriocheir sinensis (Chinese mitten crab), 1067 nucleotides long. RefSeq names its product serine/threonine-protein kinase PkaB-like. NCBI's taxonomy places the organism in Eukaryota, Metazoa, Arthropoda, Malacostraca, Decapoda, Varunidae. Gene Ontology annotation, molecular function: protein serine/threonine kinase activity; ATP binding. The transcript has 2 exons. Bases 95 to 919 code for a protein of 274 amino acids. Gene Ontology annotation, cellular component: cytoplasm; nucleus. Gene Ontology annotation, biological process: protein phosphorylation; mitotic DNA damage checkpoint signaling. The record is from RefSeq and is a predicted model, not a curated record.
UCUUGCAAUAGUUACAUCAGAUAUUAUUUGUCCUUCCAGGAUACACUUAAAUUUAUAAAUAGGCAUUCUCUGGCAAGGAGAAAUUUGAAGAGCAAUGGCUCCCCCACACACCACCCCCCUCCUCGUGCUGACGAAGGAGCGCAUCGACACGCUGGUGUCCCAGCACAAGCAGGUGCUGGGGCGCGGCGCCUCGUGCACGGUAUAUCUGGUGGAGGUCGGCGGCGCCCAGUGCUGCCUAAAGGUGGCAAGGGAGCAGCGCCUCGCAGCCAUGUUCCGCAGGGAGUUUGACAUCCUGCUGGACCUGGACGGCGCGGCGGGCGCCCCCAAGGCCUUAGGCACCAGCUUUGGGUUCCCCGCCAUGCUCACCACCUUCUGCGGCCAGAACACCUUCUGCGACCUGCACAACCUUGCUGAUAGCGACACUGACAGACUAGAGGCUUUCGUGGCGCUGGCCCGGGACGUGCAGCAGCUCCACGCCUGCGGCUACACCCACAACGAUAUCAAGCCCGACAACGUCGUGGUGCACCAAGACGCCAAAGGCCGCCUGAAGGUGUCCCUCAUCGACUACGGCUUGGCCAAGAGAUUCGGCACAGGACUCCGCAUCGCUCGCACACACACGCACCGCACGCCCUGGAUGGCCCCGGAGCUGCUGCGCGGGGCGCCUUGCUCGCCCCCCGUGGACGUGUUCUCCCUCGGCUACGUCCUGAGGCGCGUCCUGGCCACGUGCCACACGCAAUACCCCGGCCUGGAGGUGCUGGCCGACAGAGCCAUGAGAGCCAACCCUGCACAGCGGCCCUCGGCGGCCCGCAUCAUCAAGACAGUCAAGGAGUACACGGGCCAGACGUCCAGGAAGGCGGCCUUUGUCCGGCGCGUUCGCAAGGCCUUCUCCUGCCUCUUCCCGCGCCGCCGCCAUUACUAAGGCGGCAGACAAGCCAGGAUUUCUUUUCCAAACGGUUGAAUAGUUUUACCAGUUCAGUUGUUCCUUGAGGAGCCAGUUACUCAACACCCAUCAAGGGGUUAAGGAAUACACUUCCAAGUUAAUUCAAUUAUUUUCUUUUCAAUUAUCU